This is a messenger RNA of Diachasmimorpha longicaudata, 646 nucleotides long. RefSeq names its product protein kish-A (gene ksh). The record is from RefSeq and is a predicted model, not a curated record. Gene Ontology annotation, biological process: protein secretion; intracellular transport. The transcript has 3 exons. NCBI's taxonomy places the organism in Eukaryota, Metazoa, Arthropoda, Insecta, Hymenoptera, Braconidae. Bases 148 to 366 code for a protein of 72 amino acids.
UUUCGAUAACAUUACUCAGUUGGUAUAAACACCAGUGAGUGCCAGCAUGACAAGCUGACGCAGAAAUGAUCCGGAGGUUAUUGCGAACAGUUUGUGUUGAACAAAUGUAAAUUGCACAGAUUAAAUUGAUAACUGAACUUCACCAACAUGUCAGCGUUAUUCAACUUCCAAAGUCUGAUGACUGUCAUCUUACUCCUGAUAUGCACAUGUGCCUACAUACGAUCAGCAGUGCCAAGUUUAUUGGACAGGAAAAAAGUCGGGAUGGGCGGAAUAUUCUGGAAGUGUGCGAGGAUUGGUGAGCGAAAAAGUCCAUAUGUUGCUGUAGGUUGUCUCUUCAUGGCCUUCAGCAUCUUAUUCUGGUCCUAGAUUUGACAUGCGAAUCGUGAAGGCACGAUUGAAACUCAGUAAAAUAAAAAACCUAUGGUUUUGAGGGGAAUGGACAAUUUUAAUAGCCAUUAAUAACUAACAGAACGUAAUAAGCAAACCGAACAAAGGGAAAUUAUUACGUACAUACGUAUUUUCACUUUAUUUGUCAACACGUUACGUCUGCAAAGCUAGUAUGUAUUCAACUUGAGCACAUUUCUCUCACCCUUACAUGUGUAUCUUAGAAUAUAUAUAAUUCCUUUUUUUACUAUAAACAACAGAA